Messenger RNA from Ananas comosus (pineapple), 1979 nucleotides. Its product is annotated as ubiquitin carboxyl-terminal hydrolase 4. The transcript is spliced from 6 exons. Gene Ontology annotation, molecular function: cysteine-type endopeptidase activity; cysteine-type deubiquitinase activity. Gene Ontology annotation, cellular component: nucleus; cytosol. The coding region runs from base 389 to 1495 and encodes 368 amino acids. Lineage: Eukaryota; Viridiplantae; Streptophyta; Magnoliopsida; Poales; Bromeliaceae. The record is from RefSeq and is a predicted model, not a curated record. Gene Ontology annotation, biological process: protein deubiquitination.
AUCUCUCUCUCUCUCUCUCUCUCUCUCUCUCUCUCUCUCCAUUUUAGACCGAUCUGUUCUUCGCCAUUGGCCAUUACCAACGGAAACAGUUCACGCAUAGAGGAUUAGAGGGGAGAACGAGGGAGGAGGAAAGGGAAAAAAAAAAUGGCGAAUUCGAAACCCUAAAAACCCUACCCACCCACCACGUCCGAAUCCCACCUCGAAAACCCUAGCGAGAUCAAUGCCGCCAUUGCUGCUGCGUUCGGAGCUUCCGAGGAGGAGAUCGCGCCUUAGCUGAGGCGGGAUUGAGAGGAGCGGGGGCGAUUUUGGGGUGGGUGGGGGGGUUGGGGUUAGAAUUAGGGUUUUUUUUAAUAUCUCUUCCGCGGUGGAGGCGUGGAGGCGGAGUUGGAUGGUGAUGGGCGCCGCGGGUUCCAAGCUCGAGAAGGCCCUCGGCGACCAGUUCCCAGAGGGCGAGCGAUACUUCGGCCUCGAGAACUUCGGGAACACCUGUUACUGUAACAGCGUCUUGCAGGCGCUUUAUUUUUGUGUCCCAUUUCGCGAGCAACUACUGGAGUAUUAUGCAAAUAACAAAAACAUGGGAGAUGCAGAAGAGAAUCUGCUAACAUGCUUGGCAGACCUAUUCACUCAGAUCAGCUCCCAGAAAAAGAAAACAGGCGUUAUUGCUCCAAAGCGUUUUGUGCAAAGAGUGAAGAAGCAAAAUGAGAUUUUUCGAAGCUACAUGCACCAGGAUGCUCACGAAUUCUUGAACUUCUUGCUGAAUGAACUAGUCGACAUUCUCGAGAAAGAGUCUAAUGCUACAAAAACAUCUCCUGAAGCCUCAUCAUCGAAAAAGCUUGCAAACAGCCCGAAUCAUAAUCUACCCAAUGGCACCCACAAGGAGCCUCGUGUUACAUGGGUGCACACAACUUUUCAGGGCAUAUUGACAAAUGAAACGAGGUGCUUACGAUGUGAAACUGUCACUGCAAGGGAUGAAACAUUUUUCGAUUUGAGCCUCGACAUUGAGCAAAAUACUUCAAUUACUAGCUGCCUCAAAAAUUUCAGCUCAACGGAGACUUUGAAUGCUGAGGACAAGUUCUUCUGCGACAAGUGUUGCAGCUUGCAAGAAGCCCAGAAAAGAAUGAAAAUUAAGAAGCCACCAAACAUCCUCGUCAUUCACCUCAAGCGCUUCAAGUACAUCGAGCAGCUCGGCCGUUACAAGAAGCUGCUUUAUCGAGUAGUUUUUCCCUUAGAGCUUAAGCUUAGCAACACCAUCAGCAAUGCAGACUCUGAAUACUCUCUUUUUGCCGUUGUUAUCCACGUGGGCGGUGGGCCUAACCAUGGCCACUACGUCAGCAUCGUUAAAAGCCACAACCAUUGGUUGUUCUUCGAUGAUGAGAAUGUGGAGAUGAUCGAUGAGUCUGCAGUACAAACAUUCUUUGGGUCAGCACAGGAAUAUUCUAGUAACACCGAUCAUGGGUACAUCCUCUUCUACGAGAGCACCGGUGGAAGGAGUUGACUCAAAAUAUCUCCUUUUUAGACGGUGCGGGAGCAAAAUUCCUCUUGACCCUGUUUCCAUUAAUUUUACCCCCCUUCUUUUUCAGGAACCAGAGGGUAAAGUCCAACCUAAUUGUGUUAGCACAAGUUUUACUGUGUUUGACAAUAAAGCAACAGUUGAAGAGAUGGGAAAGAGGUAAUCUCUUGUACUCUUCACAAAGAACUGGUAUCUAUGGUAGAAGAUUUUUAGUUGUACCUACUAGUAGUUUUUAUGGGACAUAUAUGGUGCUUGUAUAUGUUAUCAGGAAAUUUUGACUUCUUUUUUUUUUUGGUUUUUGAUUUCUCAAUAAUUUCUUCCCAAGACUAAGGUUGUAAAGCUUCUAUCUUCCAAAGCUCAUGGCUUUGAAUUGCAAUUUUGUUUCCGAGCCUGCUCGCUGCUUAUUUCAAAUUCUUAUUGUUGUAAUUGGUGUUUGCAUUAUUAAGCAGAGUAUUUAGUUUCCCCUUAA